Arachis ipaensis is the source of this 1075-nucleotide messenger RNA. RefSeq names its product PHD finger family protein / bromo-adjacent homology (BAH) domain-containing protein (gene EBS). NCBI's taxonomy places the organism in Eukaryota, Viridiplantae, Streptophyta, Magnoliopsida, Fabales, Fabaceae. The record is from RefSeq and is a predicted model, not a curated record. Gene Ontology annotation, molecular function: chromatin binding.
CCCUCAUUUUCCUUUUUCGCUCUCUAAACAGAGCUCAGAGGACCUUCUCGCAUGGCGAAAACGAGACCAGGGAAAAGAGACUUGGACUCGUACACCAUCAGAGGCACCAACAAGAUCGUAAGAGUUGGUGACUGCGUUUUGAUGCGUCCUUCGGACACAUCGAAGCCACCGUACGUGGCGAGAGUGGAGAAGAUCGAGUCCGAUAGUAGGAACAACGUGAAGGUUCGUGUGAGAUGGUACUAUAGGCCUGAAGAGUCCAUUGGUGGAAGGAGACAGUUCCAUGGGGCAAAGGAGCUUUUCUUAUCUGAUCAUUAUGACAUUCAGAGUGCUCACACCAUUGAAGGGAAGUGUGUUGUUCACUCCUUCAAGAACUACACAAAGCUUGAGAAUGUGGGUGCCGAAGAUUACUACUGUAGGUUCGAGUACAAGGCUGCUACUGGAGCUUUUACACCCGACCGCGUCGCUGUGUAUUGCAAGUGUGAGAUGCCUUAUAACCCGGAUGACCUCAUGGUGCAGUGUGAGGGAUGCAAGGAUUGGUACCAUCCUGCAUGUGUGGGAAUGACUAUUGAAGAAGCAAAGAAGUUGGAUCACUUUGUAUGUUCUGAAUGUUCAUCUGAUGAUGACAUGAAGAAACCCCAGGCUACAUUUCCAGUGUCACCAGGAUCUGAUGGCAAGGUGGAGCCGAAGCGACGGAAGAGAUGACCAUCAAGGUAGAGGAUUUAGCGUGAGACGUGGCUUUUGCUGAACUUUGGCUGUGGUUUGUGUGGUAGUAGUUGGUGUGUUUGUACAGCUUCGACCAGAGGCUAUAAAACAUUUGAUGUAUUUGACUCAGCUUAUGUAUCUAUUGGUGCUAGUUUUAUGACUUAUCAGUUUCUCCUUUUGCUGUCCAGAAAGAGUUAGCUCCGGUCUCAAGUGUUAAUGUCUCUGAGAUAACAUCAAAACCUCAAACUAUGGAGUAAAAAGAAAUUAUCAUUAGUUUUCUAAAAUCUUGGUUCAUUAUAUGUAUAAUUCUAGGCUAUUGUGUUUCUGGUAACUAUGGUUGGAUGGGAAAAGUACUUUCCUUUGUUUCUUUCCA